Molecule: messenger RNA, 1053 nt
Organism: Canariomyces notabilis
Lineage: Eukaryota; Fungi; Ascomycota; Sordariomycetes; Sordariales; Chaetomiaceae
Product: 1-aminocyclopropane-1-carboxylate
Exons: 2
Coding region: 1-1053 (350 amino acids)
Biological process (GO): amine catabolic process
Molecular function (GO): pyridoxal phosphate binding; D-cysteine desulfhydrase activity; 1-aminocyclopropane-1-carboxylate deaminase activity
Source: RefSeq, a predicted model, not a curated record
AUGGCGGAUCUUCAACUUCCGGAGCCCUUUGCAAGCAUUCCGCGCGAGCCACUCACCUUCGGACCCUCGCCGAUCCAGUACCUGCCCCGCAUCUCGGAGGCCCUCGGCGGCAAGGUGAAGGUGUACGCCAAGCGAGAGGACUGCAACUCCGGGCUUGCCUUUGGGGGCAACAAGACGCGGAAACUUGAAUACCUUGUUCCCGAUGCCCUCGCGCAGGGAUGUGACACGCUCGUCAGCAUCGGCGGGGUGCAAUCCAACCACACCCGCCAGGUCGCCGCUGUGGCCGCUAAGCUGGGGCUCAAGGUCGCUCUGGUGCAGGAACACUGGGUAGAAUGGUCCGACCCGGGCUACGAAAAGGUUGGCAACAUACAGCUGUCGCGACUGAUGGGCGCCGAUAUCCGGCUGCAUCCGUCCGAGUUUGGGAUCGAGCACAAGCAGACCCUCGCCAACCUCAAGGCGGAGCUUGCGGAUGCUGGGCACACGCCGUACUAUAUCCCCGCAGGAGCAUCAGAUCACCCGCUGGGCGGUCUAGGCUUCGCGAGGUGGGCGUUCGAGGUUGAAGCCCAGGAGAAGGAACUGGGUGUUUUCUUUGACACAGUCAUCGUGUGCGCCGUGACAGGAUCCACCAUGGCAGGCAUGGUCGCCGGCUUCAAGUUGGCAGAGAAGAAACUGGGGUCGCCCAAGCGCAAGGUGGUGGGCAUUGACGCCUCGGCCAAGGUGAAGCAGACGUUUGACCAGGUGCUGCGCAUCGCCAGGCAAACAGCGUCCAAGAUUGGCCUGCACGAGGACGACAUCACCGAGGCCGACAUAAUCCUCGACGACCGCUAUCACGCAGGCAUUUACGGGAUUCCAGAUGAGCAGACGCUCGAGGCCAUCAGGUUCGGCGCCCAGACCGAGGCUUUCAUCACCGACCCGGUCUAUGAGGGGAAGAGUCUUGCGGGAAUGGUGGAUAUGAUCAGAAAGGGCGAGAUAGCGGCGGGGAGCACCGUGCUGUAUGCUCACCUCGGUGGCCAGCUUGCCCUGAAUGCGUACUCGAGCAUCGGCUUGUCCUGA